AUGCUUGUUUUACUCCUUUUCGCAACAUGGUCAUUUUUAUCAUGCGCUUUUUACAAUUCUGUUAAAAUACGAUGGAAUGAAAAUGAGAUAAUACAAAUAAAUGGGAGUAGCAAAUUAGCUACAUUUCCAAGUAGCAUUAAUAAAAACAAAUAUAAAAGACAUUUUUUUAUUAGCAAUAAUGUGUUUGAAAAAAAUGGAAAUAAAAUACAGCCACGUAUGCCUACAAAAUUUAAUAAAGAAAAAAAAAAUAUAUUUUUAAAUGCAGAAAAUAAUGUUAAUCCAAAAGAACUGAUUAUUGAAAAAUUUAAAAGUGAUGACAAUAGUAAUGAUUUCUUUUAUAGUAAACUUUUUAUAAAUAAUAAGGAAAGAAAAUUUAUAAUAGACCUAUGUAGUGAUAACAGUUUUAUAUUUCAAAAAGAUGAAGAAGAUGAAAUUCUUGAUAUGAAAGAAAAUAUUGAUAGUACAUUAUCAAAUAAUUAUAUUAAUCAGAAAAUGUUACACAUAAACUUUCGCCCAGAUGAUGUUCAAGACAUGAAAGAUGAAAUGCAUUUAAACAAUACAAAACUUGAGGUAAUGAAAAACAUCAUAACUAUCAGUAAUGACAUUAAAAAAAAAUUCGAUUUUUAUGUUAUAAAAAAUGAAGAGAUUAGUAAAAAUUUUGAUGGUAUAAUUGGAUUUGAUAUACUAAAACAGUUUGAUAUGGUUAUAUUUGAUCCAGUAAAUAUGAAGAUUAAUUUAAUUGAUGAUGAAAAUUAUAAUGAAUUGAGAGAUAAUAUUCAGAAAGAAAAAGAGAACAUGUAUGCCAUACCAUUAAGAAAUUAUUCUAAUAAUUUAAAAUAUUUUAUUGCAAAUAUUAAUGAAUCUGAACCUCAUAAAUGUUUUAUAGAUACAGGAAAUUCAAGAACAAUUAUUGUAAAUAGUAACCUAUUUCCAGCUAGCUAUAAUGAUGAAAAAAAUAGCGAAACUAUUGAAAAUAUACUAAAUAAAAAAUUUAGUGUGCAAAAGGCUGAUAUAAAAAAUUUUAGCAUUAUCACAAAAAAUAAUCAAAUUGUUAAUGCAGAAUUAAAUAAUGUUUACAAAGGAAAUAUGGAAUAUUUAGAUAAUAAUGUUAUAUUAUUAGGGCUAGACUUUUUAAGAGAUAAAAAAUUAAUUUUUGAUUUAAAAAAUGGAGUUUUAUACUUGGAUGGAAAAUCUAUGCAUAUAUCAACUGAGAAUUCUGAAAACAGCCAAAAUUUAGAUGAUGUUGAAAUAAGUCGUAAAUGUAAAGAAAUUUAUGAACAGUUAAGAAAAAAAGAGAUAAAUUUUUUAAAAAUAACAAAUGAGCUAGAAAGCGAAAAUAUAUACAUAAAAGAUUGUAAAAAUACUGAUGAUGUAAUUAAAAAAUAUGCAAUUAAAUUACUUUAUGGUCCAAGUGUGUUAAAAACUAAUGAUAGAGAAAAUAUUAAAAAAGAAUUCGAUAUUAGAUAUAAUGAAAUUAAUGAAUUUUAUAAAAAAUUAAAUAAUGAUCAAAAACAAAAUAUGUUAAAUGAAAUUGUAAAUAUUAUGAGGAGAAAUACUAAUAACAAUUUUAUUAAUUAUGAAUAUUUGGGAGGAGAAAAAGUUUCAAAACUUAUUGAACAGUUUGUAAAUUAUGAAAUAAGUAAUAAUUCAUAUUCUUUACAUUUGUUUAAAUCCAAUAAUGUAAAUAAAAAAAAUGAGAAUGCUUUAAAUGAAGAAUACAAUUUUUUAUAUAAUCUAUACACAUCUCAUCCUGAAUAUUCUUUUGAAAUUCUGAACGAUUUUAAAAAAGAGUUGACAAAACAAAAGAUCGAUUUUAAGGAUUGUAAAGAUGAAGCAGAAUUAAUAAAAAAAGUAGCAGAAGCACGAGUAUUUUUUAACGGUAAAAAUGGUAAUGGAAAAAAUGGACGUCACGAUAAUAAAAAUAAAAAUAGAAGAAAUGUAAUCGUUAGACGAUUUACAAAUGAUGACAAUAAUGUGCAUACACAGAUAAUUAUAAGAAGAGGUGGAUUAGAUUCUGAAGAUUCAGAUGAAAAUAAUAAUGACCAAGAUAAUAGUUUAGAUAGUUUUUUUAAUGAUAAUGGAGAAGGAUAUUCAUAUAACGGUAUGAAUAAUAAUUUAAAUGAUUUAUUUCCUAAUUCAUUAUUUUCAGGAAUAUUUAAAAAUAUUUUUGGAAAUAAUAAUAAUGAUAGUGAAGAAAUAGAUACUGAAAGUGAUGAUAAUCAGCAUGACCUUUUAUCUGAAUUAAAUAACUUUUUUGGAUUAGGUGGAAAUAUGGAUAAUAAUUUUUUUAAAAAAAAAAGAAAAAAAAGUGUAAUUGGAUUUAAAACCAAUACACCACAAAACAAUAAUGAAAAUAAUAAAGAAGAAAAAAAAGAUACAAUAGAGGAAGCAAUUAAAAAUGAAAAAGAUGUAGAUAUUAUAUUCCUUUUAAAUAAAGUAGAAAAAUUAAAUGAUGAUAAUUUAAAAAAUUUUAUAUUACAAUCCUUAAAAAAUGAUAGUAUACGAAAUAUACUGAUUGAUGCAGUUAAAAAUGGUUAUCAAAAUACUUAUGAUAAAUGUAAAAAUCAAAAUGACAAUAAAAGUAUGUACUUACUCCAAAUGUUGAAACAAUCAGGAAUUUUUUGA
Plasmodium vinckei vinckei is the source of this 2625-nucleotide messenger RNA. RefSeq names its product conserved Plasmodium protein, unknown function. The transcript has a single exon. The coding region runs from base 1 to 2625 and encodes 874 amino acids. NCBI's taxonomy places the organism in Eukaryota, Apicomplexa, Aconoidasida, Haemosporida, Plasmodiidae. The record is from RefSeq and is a predicted model, not a curated record.